UCGAUAUUUGUUUGGUUUUCGCGUGAGAAAAAGAAAGAGGGAAAUAUUUUUGCUUUUGUUUUCACGCAAUGACAAUUCUCGGAGGCACGGAUCAAAACAAUAAGGAAUAAGAUUAAUCGAAUAUCUAGUGCAAACUUUUUCUAGCAGUUUUGAUAAAAAAAGAUAGAUUAGGCUAAAAUCCAUUAUUCGGUAAUCUUGCUGAUAGCAACAGAGUUAAAAGCUAGGCAUCUGGAUUUAGUUGUUGAUUGCGAAUAAUCGAAAUCAAUUCAUAUUAUUCAUUAAGCCCAGAGUCUGUCGAUAAGCCAAGAAGGGUGCCGUGUUGCUAAAUGCGAUUUGUUUUGGCCAACCUAACUUUGAAGCAAUUACGUAGCGCACUACCGUUACUGCAUACAACAGACGAUGAAACGAGUUUGUAUUAUUGGCUAAUCAAUAUCAACUAGAAUAUUGUGUUGUUGACGGAUAUGUGUUUGAGAUGAGCAUGGAUGUCCGUAUAGAAAAAGUGCAUAUUUCAAUCCCUUUGCGGAUUGCAUCUAUGAUUGCACUUCACGAAAGUACGAUCGUAAGUACAACCCUGCUGGUAAACAUGCAUUUCUACUUCGUGUUUCAAGCACUCUUAUGCAUUGGAUCUUGAAGAAAAAUUGUUCCGGAAGCACCAAGGUGAUACUACUCUUCUGAUCGCGUCUUUGUGGACUCCUUUUUAUAUUUAUCCUGAAGGGUAGGGUUCAAUCAAACCAUAUAUUUUUUAUGCGUAUUUAUGCACACAUUAAAUACCAUCUACCAACAUUUCUAUUAAACUUCAUGACGUAUCCAUACAUUCAUUCGAAUCAUUAUAAGUUCCGAAAGACGUGGUCACAGAUACAGAAAAAGAAUGAAAUUUGAUCGGGUCUGGACAUAGCAAACUUGUGAACAUAAAAAGCAAAAAGUAAGUAACAGCAACGGUCAUAUAUGAUGUGAAUAUAAGUUUAAGUUUAAUGCCACAGAGUGCUUAGUAAAUACUUUAACUUGCCUAUGACCAACACAGUUUUGUUUCGUUCUUGUGCUGAUGCUCUUAUCUGUCGGGAUUAUCAUUUGCAAUGAAACGAAUCAGUGGAAGUUUUUUAAAAGGUUUGUAUGUACUUACUACAUAUGAAUUGAACCACUUCGGGGUUCAUUUGUUCAGCUGGGGGAUACGCGCUGGUACCAUCAGCGUGACGUUUUUUUGCGAAUCGCCGGCAUACUUCUCCCGUAACACUCUUUUUCAUGAGCUCUGAUGCGCCGAUCAACUUCAUGGCUAACAACCCAGCAAAUAUGCUAUCUGUUGACGCUCUUUUUGACAAUUCCUUAAUUUCUGACUUAGUCAUUGAAAUUCCGUCCAUUUCGGUAAAAUCUGCCUGUAAAAUUCAAACGUUUGAAGUUUCGUUAGUUAUUUUUUUGUGAAAUGGCAACGGAGAACUUUUUUUUAUUUAAAGGGAAUGAAUCAUGUAGAAAAGACUCACAUGCUUAAACAAACACACACAUGCUUGCUCGCACUUACAAGUAAAUGUAACUGGCACAGCAUUUGCACGUAUAAACAAUAGCCUACCUUAGGAAUGUUGCUAGAGUCUUUUAAGGCCAUGCACUCUUUUGAUAAACGCAAUGCAUGAUUUUCAGUAUCCAAUUUGGCUUCUGCAAGAGCUGCCACUUUCUUGUUAAGUAUUCUUACUUUUUUCUUUAAGCGAUUGUUUACCUUCCUUAGCAUUUCCGUUGUUGGAUCAUCAAACUCUUCGAUUGUAUCUACUUCCUGAUCACUUAUUUCUUUAUUUUCUGCCGCCUCUUCCUCAUUAGAUGAAUGUUGCUCCUGUAACUCGAUUUCUUCUUGCGUUUCUACCUGCAGUUCUAGAUCUGAAUCCUCUUCUAUCUUCUCUAUCGCAAUCGAAUUUUCAGUAUUUUGUGAAUCUGUAGCGUCAAGAAACUCCAUUUCUAUGUAUUCGCUACGCGAAAGUUGAUCCUGCAACUAUACAAGGAGGCGAACAUUAAUCUUAUUUUGUGAUUUAAAUGAUAUGAAGCGCGACAAACUUGCUCCCUUUUUCUGUUAGUUAUACCCAUAUACAGUCAGGAUGUAUCAAAAGGUCAGGAUGAGGGUAUCCAACUAAUAGUUUAAGUCCAAGUCGAACCGUGGAUUCUAUUCUCACCGUCGUGUGGUGAAAAUAAGGCCCAGGAUUCGAUUUUUCAGACGUUCAGCUGGAUAUUCGCAUCAACUGGCCAAACUGAAACGAACAACAAAUUUUUGAUUUAAAAAAUCAGUCCUGUGCAGUCAGUGAAGGUACCUAUGUGAGCUCUGAAAAACUUUUUUUCGGUUAGUUGACUGGUGAAGGACAUUAUGACGAUAAUGAUGAGAAUUGAGCCCUCUUUCUAACUUGACACUUACCAAUUCUGAAAGGUCCUCGGCGUUCGUAGCUGCAGCCUUUUUUUUCGUACAUUGAGGUUUUGCCAAAACCGUCUCAAUUUCUAUAAUUAACGUUGGUUUUAUGGAUUUUACAGAUGUUCCUUUUUGAGGAACUGUUGGUAAAAAUAGUUUAAUAUUCGAAUGAUUAAGAAUAAAUCAGUUUUUUACCUGUAAGGUUCUUGAUUUUGCGAACCAUCGCUACCUCGCUGCCUGACGCCGAUAAAUGCAGUUGCAAAAUGGCCGAAGCAAGAGGAUUUUGAACCAAGUAUGGAGUCCUGUCAGUGUUACCAGGUUUACUGCCAAAAAAUAUUUACGCAUCGAAGUAAAAAUCGAUUUUGUCUAUCAGUAAAUACAGCCGAAAUUGUUAUCAGAUACAGGUCAGUGUUUUCUGGUCAAAUAUCUCCACUAUUGGAUCACAAAAAGAGUAUUUUUCAUCAGGUUGCUAUUUCAUUUUUAAUAUAUCUCCAGUACUGAUUGUAUGGCAGCUCUGAUUUCAAAAGUUUUCAUGCACUAAACAAGUUUGUCUGCAUUUGUCGUAAUGUUAUUUAAAAAUAAAAUGUUGCUAUGGACUAUUUAAUUUGUGGGUCUAUUUUUGAACAAAAUUAUAAAUGGCAAAUCUAGUUAGCGUAUUCUGGAGGUAUUCAAGCUCUUCGAGUUGUCCAUCGUAUAAAAUUAUUAUUUACUGUCGAAUCUUGAAUAUUGAAAAAAAAAUCAAAUAAAAAUGUUAAAAAAGUCACGAAAUCCGCGAAUGAGUUAUAUAUUUAACGGAAUCAGCAGUUCUGUGAAAUUUAGAAAGCAACAAUCAAAACGUGUGGACAAACGUACAGGAAGUUGUUCCAAUAGAGAUAAAGUGCAGACAGAAAUUAGUGCGGUUCGUGACAGCGAGCCUCAAGAGAUAGAAUGUCAGCAAUCGGACGAGCAGAUCCGAGGAACGUCUUUUGUUCCAGAUAUUUUUGAUCGCAUGGAUACAUCUGAAUCACUCCGGAGCUCUGACGAUGACGAUUUUUCAAGCAACGACCAACAGGAUUUUUUAAGCCAGACGUUGAACGCAACCGGCAAAGAAAAUGAGCCUACGAAUGAUUCGACGCAUAGUGAACUUCUUCAUCCGAUGUUGACAAUUACGAAAAAUGAGGUGAUGUUUCUAUUGCUGAACAUUUUCAUACGGCAUAAACUCACUAACGUCGCUUUGGUGGAUUCACUGCAAAUGCUAAACAUAUUUGUUGGUGUUGAUGCUCUUCCAGACAAUUUUCGACAAUUCAAUAAUUUUUUCAGCCGAAGAUGUUACAGACGACAGUUCAUGCGUGUGGAUUGCGGGUUAUUUUUGGGCGAGCAGAAAGAAAAAUGCGAGAACUGUGAUAGUGUGCCGGUCACAUUUUUUAUUGAGUUCGACUUUGUUUCCGAGCUUCGCCGCAUAUUAUUACAAAAUUGGCAACAAAUAAGGAAUUACGUGAUAGACUCAAUCAAAAAUAGUUACGUGGCAGAUAUUAUGAACUCAGCCGUUUAUAAGGAAAGGAACUUAAAAAAUGGUAUUACUCUCAGUAUGAACACCGACGGUGUAAAAAUCUUCAAUUCGGCGAAAAGUUCAUUAUGGCCAAUCAUGUUCCAGAUCAACGAACUACCACCUUGUCUUAGGUUUCUUCGAAAAAAUAUGGUCAUAGCAGGUCUUUGGUUGGCAAACAAAGAUCCUAACCUAAACGUUUUUUUUGAAACCCUUUACGCAAAUUUUCCAAAAACUCUACAGUGAAGGACUUGAUUUGGGAGAUGUCAAAAUAAACACGAUCCAAAUAAUUUCGUGCUGUGUUGACACGAUGGCCCGUUGCAAGUAACAGAAUAUUAAGCAAUUCAAAGGAUACGAGGCAUGUGGGUAUUGCUUGCACCCCGGUGACCUAUCUGGGAAGCAGGUUAGGUACGGAUACAAAGAGGGUAUUAAAAUGAGAAACCAUUAUGAUACUCUACAUGCUAUGGCAAUGAGUGAAGAACGUAAGAUUUCAGUUAAUGGUGUUAAAGGCUUAUCUCCGUUACUAAGAGUUACUGGGUUUGAUGUAAUAAGAAAUGUACCUGUAGACUAUAUGCAUAACGUGCUGUUGGGCGUUUGUCGUCAGUUAUGCUCGAUUUGGUUCGAAACACCAGGUAGUCCUGCCUACAUAAAAAGAAAAUUGCCAGUCAUAGACGAAAUCAUCUUUACGAUACAUCCUUACGUUGAGGCUUCGCGAAGAACACGGAGAAUUACAGAAGGAGCUUCAUGGAAAGCCAACGAAUGGCUCCAUUGGUUGUUACACUAUAGUCCGAUCUGUCUGUUCACAACUUUACCAACGCUAUACUACAAUCAUUUUCUACUGCUAGUUGACGCAGUUACAAAUCUUUUGCAAAGUAAUCUUACUGAAUGUAAAUUUGAACUUUGUGAAGAAAUAUUGAAAAAAUUUGUAAAAGAUUUCGAGACGCUCUACGGGAUUGAGGAAAUGACUUAUAAUGUCCAUUUAUUAACGCAUCUAGUCGCUAGUGCUAGAGACUAUGGGCCAUUAUGGUCAUUUGCACUAUUUCCUUUCGAAGACAUGAAUGGUAUUUUCAAAUCCUAUAUCAAAGGGCCAAAUGAGCCAUUGAUGCAAAUAGCUAAUCGGUGUAUUUUGCAAUCAGAAGUUAACUAUCCUCGUAACAGAACACUACAAAAGAAAGUAGCAGAUUUUUGUGAUAAAAUAAAUCGAGUUCAAACCAUAGGUACAAUAAACACACAAGAAAAAUAUAUUCUCGAAGAUGUUGUUAAAAAUAAUUACAGUAAUAGUAGAGAAUUUGAUAUUCUAUCACGAUUGAAGUACGCCGAAUUUAUUUACAAACCUACUUUCAUUAUAAACUCAACCAAAGGAAAACAUAAAAGAAAAAAGCACAAUGAUUGUUAUUUUAGUAUAGAAGAAGGCCAGCUCCGAAUGUUUGGUAUAUUUCAAAAAAUUUUGUAUGAUGGGCACAAUCCUUAUUUUCUUUACACAAUUCUGAAGGUAAAACUAAUUAGAAGUCAUUUCUGGAAGAUAUUGAAUGUUGCCGACGAAGGACUCAAGCUAAUUAGAGUGAACAACUCCAUUUCAAAAUUAAUAUCAUUCAAAUAUGACAGUGAAACAUACAUUAGUAAACUGCAAUACAAGUUACGGGUAGAUUGACAUGUUACACAAAAAUUUAAUAAAAGCAUUUUUAAAUGAUUCUUUUCGGUUUUAUAAUAAAAUUACAUCCAAUGAAAGGUAAACGACGGUAGUAACAAUAUUUUGGUUUACUUUCUAAUCAUGACCAAUAAAAGGUUAAUUUAUUUGUUGUUUAAACCAUUAAUGCUGAACUGAGCUGUACUAUUUUGCAGAUAGUUACUAUAACAGAUUUGGUAUAAUUAUGGUACAACCACAGACAAACAGACGUGCCACUCGAUGACGAUUUCAUCGACCAGAAAAAUAACGAUUAUUCUGAAAUUUUGGUUAGUGGGCAAUAAUGCCGCUAGUGUCGUCAUAAGCAAUCGUGCACAAACAUUAUCAAAGACAAAAACCAUCAGUAAUGCUCCUGGUGUUAAUUUAAGCAAGCGUGCACACCCAUUAGCAAAGACAAAAACCGUUUUACGAAAAUAAGUUAGUAGGCAAUAAGCUCACAUGGUGGCGCACGAGUGUAACGUUUCGAAUAAGGAUGAAGAUUUUUCAGGAUUUUUCAUCGAAGAGGCACGUCUGUUUGUCUGUGGUACAACAAUUCAAAUAUUUCAUACCAUAUGCAAUAUUGUUGGCAUAUAGUUAAACUAUUUCAAAAUUCAAUAUUUUUCCCAGUGAGAACUGUAAAGGACAUAAACCACAAACAGUUACCAUUUAUCAAACUGUACAGUAAUAAUCCUGACUAUUUUAUAAAUGGUUUUUGAUUAUACCGGAUAGAAAUAUAAAACAGAGUAGAUGUUACUCAGUUUAGGGUAAAAUUGAAGGAGCGUGUUUUAGCAUUGGCCAAAAAUUGCAGAAGUAUCGAUACUUGAGUAUCGAUAAUUUCUCCCUAAUUGUAUCGAUGCCAGGUUGAUAUCGAGGGCGGAGCAUCGAUACCAGCUGUAUCGAUACUCUGCCUGCUACUUGAAACAGGUCUAUGAAAAGCUACCAUUUUUUCUUGAUUAUUAAUACGGAAAAUCAGAGAAGCCAGGUGUUUUUGAAAAUUUUACGCAACUAUUCGAAAAACCGACAAAAUCUGCUUACAGUCUGUAAAAAAUUUGCCUGUGAUUUGAAAAAAUACGUUCGCGCAGGCAAAAGUCUGCAAAAAUUUUUAACAGAUAUUGAGAAAGUCUGCGUAAACAUGAAGAAACUCUGACAAAAAUCUGCAGAGACUCUGGAAAAAAUAUAAUUAUCUGCGAAUCAGUAAAAAUCUGCACACCGACUCUAAAAAUCUGCGUUUUGAAGACAAAUCUGCAUAUUUUGUAUCCCUGCGGUCAAUAGACUAAUGGUACCAGAAUGGGACAGUAGUGACAGAAUUAUAUGUCACACACACAAAUCAAUGCAAUAGCAUACGCGAGACUGCGGCCUUAUUUGAAAUAUAGGGCAGCACGAUAAUCCUGGCUUCUUAUUCUUAAUUGCCUGCCUUUUUGCAAAAACUCGGCGCUUGCUCUGCACAGACAGUAUUACCAAAUGCGGCAGCAUUUUUCUCGCAAGAGGCAUGAAAAACCGAUGUCUCUUAAGCUGGAAGUACAAAGUCAGCAGAACAAAGAGUUAAUAGCAUGAAAAUUUAGUGCUCAUUCGAUGCUCAUUUAAUGCCAUAUCGCCGAAUUUAAUGCUCCAUCAUUUCUUUGAAAAAUGUAUUUGUUUGCUAGCUUAAGAAAAUAGCUAGCAGACAAUAUACGAAAAUAGCAUUUUUAGUCACAAAACGGUUCUAUAACGGUCAAAAACAUUUAAUGCUCAUUUAAUGCUCUUAUAAAAACCUGAUUUUCAUGAUAAUUUUAUUGAUUUUGUAUAAAUUUUUCAAAAAUAUGACAUUAUAUGA
This is a messenger RNA of Wyeomyia smithii (pitcher-plant mosquito), 7378 nucleotides long. RefSeq lists its product as uncharacterized. Lineage: Eukaryota; Metazoa; Arthropoda; Insecta; Diptera; Culicidae. The transcript has 4 exons. The coding region runs from base 4336 to 5553 and encodes 405 amino acids. The record is from RefSeq and is a predicted model, not a curated record.